Linum trigynum is the source of this 1915-nucleotide messenger RNA. The record is from the annotation of a GenBank genome assembly. NCBI's taxonomy places the organism in Eukaryota, Viridiplantae, Streptophyta, Magnoliopsida, Malpighiales, Linaceae.
UGACCGUUUUGUUUUAAGAGCAAAGGUUUGUUACUGAAUCGUUACAAAUUAAAUGUUGGUCAUGUUUUGAGGUCGGGUAGUUUGUUCGUUAAGUAUAUGACACUAACCACUUGAACGACAUAUAAGAUGUUAGGUCACGUGUUCAUCGACAUAUUUGUUUUGCCGAAUAAGAAUGCCCUCAGUUGACCUUUCAAUUUCGAUACCAAUAAAGUAAGAAAGUAGACAUAGUUUUUUCAACUAAAAAGCAGUCUGGAACCCGUUUGUGAGCCAUUGAAUUCUCUCAUUGUCAUCCUAAACAACAUAAUAUCAUUAACAUACAUUAACAAAACUUUUGAACUUAAUUUGUACAAAAUGGUCACCAAAAGUCUAAUUUGCAACGAAACGGUAACAAAAGCUUGAACUGGUAUGAAAUGGUCACACUGUUUAAUUUGUGACCGUUUUGUUCUAAGUAAAAAAGUUUUGUUAUCAAAUGGUUACAAUUUAAAGGUUUGUGACUGUUUUGUACUAAGUGCAAAGAUUUGUGACCAUUUAUGCUAAUUACCCUUGAAGUCGCCCACAACUACUUCUCUAAGAUUUAUUUGCCAAAAAAUCAAUCCAGAGAGACUCUAUCUCAUUGAUCUUCGUGACAAUAGAAUUUCAGGUGAGAUUCCAGCUUCUUUGUCUCAAAUUUCAUCUUUACGAAUUUUGAGUCUUCGCAACAAUCUCUUUCAAGGGCCGAUUCCAGCAACUCUUUCCAAUCCCAUAAGCCUUCAAAUAUUAGACCUCUCGGGAAAUAAAUUCAGUGGCAGGGUGCCCAGCAGUUUAGGAAAGUUGACUGGAAUGACAGUUGCUCCGAACGACUUAUCAAUGAUGGAGUCUAAUAUGAAUGUUAGCUCGGCUUAUUUCUACGACGAUAUGAUUAGGUUUGCAUCCAUUUCAUGGUUGGAAGUCUUUUGGAAGACUCAUCAUCAGGGGCUUCCGAACAAACACUUGGGAUUAUACACUUUCCUUGAUCUAUCCAAUAAUCAACUGUCAGGUGCAAUCCCGAAAAGCUUGGGUAACUUGAGGAGUCUCAAAGUGCUCAACCUCUCGCACAAUAGUCUCUCCAGUCGAAUCCCAGCUAGCUUUGGCAACAUGAAAGAAUUGGAGAGUUUGGAUUUGUCUCGCAACCAUCUGUCGGGAGAGAUUCCAGGAUCUUUGGGGACACUACUGCAAAUCACUAAUCUGCAAUUGAGCGAUAACAAUCUCUCCGGCCGGAUCCCUGCCGGCCCCCAAAUGGACAGGAUGAAUGAUCCCAAUUCUUACGCUAACAACGACGCCGGAUUGUGCGGAAUACAGAUUGCCAAACCGUGCGAUGAUACGCCACCACCUGCAACACAGGAGGCAGCGCCUAGAGGAGGAUUGGAGAAUGAAGAAGGGUUCUGGUUUUCGUGGAUGACAGCAGGAAUUGGAUACGGUACUGGAUUUUUCACGACGGUGCUUGGAGUGUACGGCUUCGGGUACUUCCACCGCAUUCCAGAGCUGCGGCGGCGACGAAGGAUGAUGAGGCGCCGUGCCAUCAGGUUCUGAUGAUGAGUUGAAAUGUGUUGCUGUGAUCCCGAAUCAAAUGGUUGAUUCAAUUAUUACUCUAUUCUAAUGUAAUUAGUAACGAUGAAGUCCUAUUACCAUGUAAUGUUGCCGUAGGAAGAAGUGCUGAAACAAGUUGCGGAGAUCGAUCGAAACGGAUUGGUCUCCUUUCUUGCAUCUUCCUUAGAUCAGGUGCAGCCACAUUGAUCCGUAUCCUUUUCCUAGCAAUGUACACCUUGUUUUGCUAUUAAUGUUGGUGAGUGCUGUACAGAUGAAACAAGUGAGGAAAAAGUAACAGUGUGAGACAGAAAAAAAACAAACCCCCUCGACCUCCUCCUAGCUAGGGUUUUGAAGCUAUGUCCAUUCGAUC